Messenger RNA from Dryobates pubescens (Downy woodpecker), 1107 nucleotides. RefSeq names its product CD9 molecule (gene CD9). Bases 96 to 770 code for a protein of 224 amino acids. Gene Ontology annotation, cellular component: membrane. The record is from RefSeq and is a predicted model, not a curated record. The transcript is spliced from 8 exons. NCBI's taxonomy places the organism in Eukaryota, Metazoa, Chordata, Aves, Piciformes, Picidae.
AGACCUGAGGAGAGCCGGAUUUAAGGAGUGGUGCUGGGCAGAGGUGUCCUGCUGGUGACUGUCCGUACCACCACCACCGCCACCUUACCGCCGCCAUGCCCGUCAAAGGAGGCACCAAGUGCAUCAAGUACCUGCUCUUCGGCUUCAACUUCAUUUUCUGGCUCGCAGGGACAGCAGUUCUUGCCAUCGGACUAUGGCUGCGGUUUGAUUCGCAGACCAAAAGCAUCUUUGAACUGGAAUCCAACAACACAACCUUUUACACAGGAGUUUACAUCCUGAUUGGAGCUGGUGCACUUAUGAUGCUGGUUGGCUUCUUGGGAUGCUGUGGUGCAUUGCAGGAGUCUCAGUGCAUGCUUGGCUUGUUCUUCCUCUUCCUUUUUGUGAUUUUUGCCCUUGAAAUUGCUGCUGCAAUCUGGGGAUUUGCAAACAAAGACAAGGUUAUUGAAGAGCUGAAGGACUUCUACAAGGAAACCUACAACAAGAGAUCUCAACCAGCUGCCAAGGAGACCCUGAAAGCAUUUCAGUUGGCUCUGGACUGCUGUGGUCUUACAGGAUCUUUAGAGCAACUCCUAAUGGACACCUGUCCCAAGAAGACCUUGAUUGAGGCAGCUUCUGUGAUGUCAUGCCCUGCUGCCAUUGAUGAUGUCUUCAAUUCAAAACUGAAUGUGAUUGGAGCAGUUGGCCUUGGCAUUGCUGUCAUCAUGAUCUUCGGCAUGAUCUUCAGCAUGGUCCUGUGCUGCGCUAUCCGCAGGAGCAGAGAGAUGGUCUGAAGAGCUAAUAAAAACCCCCAAACACAUCCCACCCCUUCAAGACUGCUGCACUAUAAAAACCUUUCUCAUUAACUUUAGAGCUCUGAAAGCAUUUCUUAAGAGAGGAAAAAAACACAAAGAAAAGAAAAAGUUAUAUAUUUGUUACCUUUUUAAUGCUUUAUUUGGUACUGAUGUAGGUUUGCUGUUUAUGUUCCUAGGUAUAAAAGUGACCAAGGUAUAUCUGACUUCAGACAAAUACUGUAUAUAAAAUGCCUGACUUUCUUGGAACUUACUUAAUUUGGAUGUAAUUUAUGUUGGAGACAAUUUGAUACUUUAAUAAAGAGUAAGAUGUAUUGUA